Messenger RNA from Antrostomus carolinensis (chuck-will's-widow), 684 nucleotides. RefSeq names its product zinc finger CCHC-type containing 9 (gene ZCCHC9). NCBI's taxonomy places the organism in Eukaryota, Metazoa, Chordata, Aves, Caprimulgiformes, Caprimulgidae. The record is from RefSeq and is a predicted model, not a curated record. Gene Ontology annotation, molecular function: nucleic acid binding; zinc ion binding. The transcript has 5 exons. The annotation marks the transcript as partial. Gene Ontology annotation, cellular component: nucleolus.
GCUCGGCCCCCCCCGGGCCCUCCCGCCCUGAAGAAGGAGCAGGAGAAGAGGAAGAAGAAGAACAGAAAGAAAAAGGAUUAUCCGAACGAGGACGUGAACGGGUUCGCCGCGUACCUGAGGCAGAGCUCGCGGGGCGGCGGGGUGGCCGAGGCGGAGAGCGCGGAGCUGGAGAGGGAGGUGGCCAGAGCCUUAAAGAAGGACAGGCGACGGGAGGACAGGAGGCUGAGGAGGCAAGAAAAGAAGAAAAAUGCCAUGGUGUGUUUCCACUGUAGAGAACCUGGCCACGGUGUUGCUGAUUGUCCUGCGGUACUUGAAAGUCAAGAUAUGGGUACGGGGAUCUGUUACCGGUGUGGAUCCACAGAACAUGACAUCAGCACCUGCAAAGCAAAAGUAGAUCCAGCUGCUGGAGCAUUUCCAUAUGCAAAAUGUUUCAUCUGUGGUGAGAUGGGGCAUCUGUCAAGGUCGUGUCCAGAUAAUCCCAAAGGGUUGUAUGCUGAAGGAGGUGGCUGCAAACUUUGUGGCUCUGUUGAGCACUUCAAAAAAGACUGUCCAGAAAAACAGAAUGCAGAUCAGGUUACGGUUGGGCGAUGGGCCACUGGAAUGAGCGCAGAUUAUGAAGAAAUUACAGAAACACCAAAGCUGGAAAAACCCAAAGUGAAAGUACCCAAAGUUGUCAGUUUUUGA